This is a messenger RNA of Dromiciops gliroides (monito del monte), 616 nucleotides long. It is a transcript of the gene POLR2F, whose product is annotated as RNA polymerase II, I and III subunit F. The coding region runs from base 154 to 537 and encodes 127 amino acids. The record is from RefSeq and is a predicted model, not a curated record. Gene Ontology annotation, molecular function: DNA binding; DNA-directed RNA polymerase activity. Gene Ontology annotation, biological process: DNA-templated transcription. The transcript is spliced from 5 exons. Gene Ontology annotation, cellular component: nucleus; RNA polymerase III complex; RNA polymerase I complex. Lineage: Eukaryota; Metazoa; Chordata; Mammalia; Microbiotheria; Microbiotheriidae.
AGUGGCUGCUAGAAGGCGUGAGUUUGGUCGCGGGGCGCGAACCCAGGCGGCGCGGUGAGGCUAGCCUGGCGGCUGGGGCUCGUUGGCUUCUCUGAAGGGAGUGCUGCUCCUGGCCAAGGAGGCCAUUCGGCCCGAGCCCGAGGACCCGCAGGCAUGUCUGACAACGAGGACAAUUACGAUGGCGAUGACUUCGACGAUGUGGAGGAAGACGAGGGCCUGGAUGACCUGGAGAACCCCGAGGAGGAAGGCCAAGAGAAUGUGGAGAUCCUUCCCUCUGGGGAACGGCAGCAGGCGAACCAGAAGCGGAUCACCACCCCCUACAUGACCAAGUAUGAGCGAGCCCGGGUCCUGGGUACCCGCGCCCUGCAGAUCGCAAUGUGUGCCCCUGUGAUGGUGGAGCUGGAAGGGGAGACUGACCCACUACUCAUCGCCAUGAAAGAACUCAAGGCUCGCAAAAUCCCCAUCAUCAUCCGCCGCUACCUGCCUGAUGGGAGCUAUGAAGACUGGGGUGUGGAUGAGCUCAUCAUCACGGACUGAUCCCCGGCCUGGCCCUGCCCCCAGCAGUUUGGACGCUCGUUUGUUUUUCUAUAUGGAUAAUAAAGCCUAUUCAAGCUCU